This is a messenger RNA of Myotis brandtii (Brandt's bat), 1115 nucleotides long. RefSeq names its product chromosome unknown open reading frame, human CXorf38 (gene CUNHXorf38). The record is from RefSeq and is a predicted model, not a curated record. The transcript has 6 exons. Bases 201 to 806 code for a protein of 201 amino acids. Lineage: Eukaryota; Metazoa; Chordata; Mammalia; Chiroptera; Vespertilionidae.
CCUCCUGGGUGCGGGGCUCAGAUGCCCAAAUGCCUCUCCCUCCCCGCCGCCCCCUGUAGUUUCAGCCUCAGUGUCGGGUGUGCGCCGAGUGGAAACGGGAGAUUCUGAACCAUCACACCAACCGAAACGGGGACGUCCACUGGGGCAACUGCCGGCCGGGCCGCUGGCCCUCGGACGCCUGGGAGGUGGCCAAGGCCUUCAUGCCCCGCGGACUGGCAGACAAAGCAGGACCCGAGGAAUGUGAUGCCGUGGCUCUUCUAAACCUCAUCAACUCCUGCGAUCACUUCAUGGUUGAUCGAAAGAAAGUCACAGAGGUGAUUAAGUGUCGUAACGAUAUCAUGCACUCUUCAGAGAUGAAGGUAUCUUCUAUGUGGCUUCGAGAUUUCCAGAUGAAGAUCCAAAAUUUUCUGAAUGAAUUCCAUAAUGUCCCAGAGAUUGUGGAGGCGUACUCCAGAAUAGAAGAGCUGCUGACAUCUGACUGGGCUGUCCUCAUCCCCGAGGAAGAUCAUCGAGACGGGUGUGAAUAUGAAGCAGGCAUUUACCUGAGUGAGAGCCAAGUCCAUGAAAUCGAAACGGAAUUUCUAAAGGAAAAACUUCAAGAGAUUUAUCUUCAAGCAAAAGAGCAAGAGGUGUUGCCAGAAGAGAUCUUAAAUCGCCUGGAAGCGGUAAGAGAAUUUCUAAGAAGCAAUGAGGAUCUUAGGAGCGGUCUUUCAGAGGAUCUGCAGAAGCUGGCCAGCCUGUGUCCACAGCAUCAAACACUGGAUUCAAAGGAGCCUGGGGUACAGGCAGCCGCAGGGGAGGCCUGAGGUUGCCCUUGGGCCAAACCAGACCUGUUCUUUGAAAGUCAGCACGACUUCACCCUCAGCCGUGCUUUUCUGUGCGAAAGGGGAGACUCCCAGAGCACUCUGCCCGCCCAGAGGGAUGCUGUGUCCCUGAACUUCCCUGUCUCCUUUGGGGGUAUCGCUUUAUACUCCUAAGCGUGGUGUUGUUAGAUACUGUUAUGCCAAAACUGUUACCCAGGGGUCUUUGGUGUUUUUGCUUUUGUUUUGUUUUAUUUUGUUACUAUUUAAAAGGUGAUGUUCUUUUCUGGUCCUAAACUCUGGCUGCUAAGCGCA